Danio aesculapii is the source of this 548-nucleotide messenger RNA. RefSeq names its product translocase of outer mitochondrial membrane 7 homolog (yeast) (gene tomm7). Lineage: Eukaryota; Metazoa; Chordata; Actinopteri; Cypriniformes; Danionidae. The transcript has 3 exons. Gene Ontology annotation, cellular component: mitochondrial outer membrane translocase complex. The record is from RefSeq and is a predicted model, not a curated record. Gene Ontology annotation, biological process: protein import into mitochondrial matrix. Bases 98 to 265 code for a protein of 55 amino acids.
CACUUUACGGCACGCACGUGUUUCCUGCGGUCUUCCGUGCCCUUCACUUCAUCCCAUCGCAUCCACCGGCGAUCAUUGAGUAAAUCUGCAGUAAAUCAUGGUGAAACUGAGUAAAGAGAGUAAACAGCGGCUGCAGCGGGUGUUCCAGUGCGGACAGUUCGUGAUCCGCUGGGGUUUCAUCCCCACCGUGCUCUAUCUGGGAUUCAAGCGGGGAGCUGAUCCAGGGAUGCCUGAACCCACAGUCCUGAGUUUGCUUUGGGGGUGAAGAUGUUCCUGACGGACACUACAGACUCAAUGAAGCAGCAAAUGCUCAUCCAUCUUUACAUGUUUGGACUCUGACUGCUGGGAUCUGAACAUUGUGCUGGGAUGUAAAUAUUACAGUCACGUCCACCAUUUUAAGACUUUUGCUAUCAUGUUGUCUUGAGAAACACACAGUAAUGUGUCUGAGUUUUCUGUUUUUUUUUAUUUAAUCAAAUUAUAUCAAUGUAAAUGGUGAAAGAAAGUGUUUGUGUUCAGUUUCCAAUAAACGCAAACAAGUGUCAUACGAA